GAAGUAUUUUUCGUAUAAUUCGACUCUUAAUCGGAAUCACUAUCAUUGAUGGAGUGACUUGAAUCUUCCUUAACGCCAAAUACAGCGAAAUUAGUAAACGUUUAUCGACAAAUUUAGUUAUGUAUGAAACUGAUCAUCAAGGAAAUAAAUUGUUCAUUAUGCGACCUGGAGGCCACGAUAUAAAGAAAGUUGUUGAUUUCAGGCUAGAUAAUGGUAAAAGAUAUUAUAAAGUUAAAUGGGAGUCAUCUUGGGAACCUGAAGAUAACUUAUUAGAUUAUCAGGUGUUUCUUGAUCAAUUUUGGGAUUUUGUUAAUCGUGUAAAAUCUGACCAGAAUCUUCUUAAUCAACCACAAAGAAAAAAGCCCCGAAUUAUUAUUACAGAUGGAAAUAAUCAUUUUAAAUCAGCUAGUACAAAAUUUAUGUUAAACACAAGAGAACACAUUGAAAGUGAAACUGUUUCACUAUAUAAAAACAAUUCCUUAGAAAACUCAGAUAAUGAACACAAUGAUCAGGUGGAAAAUGGAUUUUUUACCCAGGAUCCCCAGCGAACAUCAAAUCAUUCAAAAUCUACUCCCCAAAUACUUAUUAAAACUGAACACAAUGAAAUCCCUCCUGAUCGCCCAACUAUGGUUGGGAGUCUACCAGAAAAGUUUUCUCCACGAAACUCUACCAAUAGUAGAAGCAAUCUUAACACUAUGAAUACAGAUUUAAUUCAAGGAAAAGAUGAAAAAAAUAUGUUACUCUGUGACAAGAAGUCUCAUCAAUGUCCACAAUGUGGGAAAAUAUUCAAAAGGCGUGAUGUAAUGAUUCGUCAUGAACGCACACAUACAAACAAUUUCUGCUAUUUUUGCUCAUGUUGUGGUCGCGGAUUUAUGCGACGCUAUGUUUUGCUUAAACAUCUCAAGCGUGAACACAAUACUGAAGACCAAUCAAAAGUUUUGUCAACUAAAGUUUCUAAAAUCUCAAGCUCCCCUGAUGUUUUUAUUGGUUACGGCUCUGAUGUUACAUUAUCUGAAAAUCUUGGUGUUGAAACAGAUGUAUAUAAAUAUAUGAAAAAUAGAAACGCCAGCGAUGAUUUUAUCCAAAUUCAAACUAAUUAUGAACCCAGUGAAGAUGACCAAAAGUCUCUUGAUGAAGAAGAUUCAGAGAAAUCUGUAUCAAAUAAAAAAUCAAAAGAUUUAAAUCAUGGCAUAGAUGAACAAGAUGAAACUAAUCUAACAUUAACAGAGGACGGUAUACAUAUACCAGAGAGUCAUAAAAAUGAAGCUGAAUUGUUUGUAUUGAAGAGUUUGUCCUUAGGAGAUAAUGAAGAAAAGAGUUUAAUAGAUAAAUCAUUAAAGUCUAAAAAUGUUUAUGGUAAUAAAAAAGAAGAAAUGGGCAAUCAAAGUUUAUUAGUAGCCAUCAAAAAUGAGAGGUGCGCAUAUUCUCAGGACAUGAAUUCAAACCCUCAAAACUUAAAUUCUCUGGACAUAAACACAAACUUCCAAGACACAUUGUGAUUAAUGUUAUUUCUAAAGAUUGUGUAAACACAAAAAUACUGUGUUUAUAAAGACAUGCAUUAUAAUAAUAUAAAUAUAUCAUUUUUUUCAAAAUUAAAGUAUUUAUAGCAGUAGCAUUUA
This is a messenger RNA of Hydra vulgaris (swiftwater hydra), 1619 nucleotides long. Its product is annotated as zinc finger protein 567. NCBI's taxonomy places the organism in Eukaryota, Metazoa, Cnidaria, Hydrozoa, Anthoathecata, Hydridae. The record is from RefSeq and is a predicted model, not a curated record. Gene Ontology annotation, molecular function: RNA polymerase II cis-regulatory region sequence-specific DNA binding; DNA-binding transcription factor activity, RNA polymerase II-specific. Gene Ontology annotation, biological process: regulation of transcription by RNA polymerase II.